CAUGUUGCAAUGAAAGGAUUGGUUGGGAAUACAGCUCAGAAACAGCCACAACAACAAGGGCAGCAUCUCCUUCCAGAACAACAGUGGCAGCAACCUCAGCAUAUUCAAGUACCACAACAAAUGCCUCAUUAUCAAGUACAGCAGCAGCCUGACCCACGGCAAAUACUGCAACAACCUCAGAUGCCCUUGCUACAACAACAGCAAGAACAGCAACCACACUACUAUCAGCAACAGCAGUACCACUAUCAUCCAUGGCAGGAUAAUACUGGAGCCUAUGCAUAUGCAAGAAAUACAGGCACAGUUUUUCAAGCUGCUCAUCCUCAUGUCCCUGAAAAUAACUUGUGUUUUGUAUGCAAUAAGCGAUGGUACCAUGAAACCCAAUGUGAUUAUUUUGGACCACAUAAAGUGCACAAAGAUUGUCACUCAUGUAUAGAAUGUAAAGGGAAACAUCAGUUAAAACUGUACUAUGACAAGUUUGUAUGUGCUAAGCACAUAAAUAAACUCACUUGCAAAUAUUGUCAUAAAGAGGGAUAUAUGAAAUGUGUAAGUGAAGGAUUUUUUUGUACCUCCUGUCAAGAAACGAUAUGCUGAAACUAUAGUAUAAACUAUGACUUGUGAAACUUAGAUUGAAUUGCUGCUUCAUUAUAGGUUAAUUUUUCUAACAAUUA
This is a messenger RNA of Amphimedon queenslandica, 668 nucleotides long. RefSeq names its product alpha-protein kinase 1-like. The record is from RefSeq and is a predicted model, not a curated record. The transcript has 5 exons. The coding region runs from base 10 to 591 and encodes 193 amino acids. Lineage: Eukaryota; Metazoa; Porifera; Demospongiae; Haplosclerida; Niphatidae.